CGCGUGGGGCGGGGGGGGGGGGAGGGCGACCGGGAGGUUCGGGGUUGUUGGACUGGUGAGUUUUCGAGGUGCCUGUGCGGUGCUCGGUGAGGGGACACCCAGAGACCCCUGACCCAGACUCACUCAGUCGCCUUUCUCCUCCGCCUGUCUCUGCGCCGGACCCGGCACCAUCUCUUUGCCCACACUUGAGUGACACAAGAUGCCCUUCAAUGGUGAGAAGCAGUGUGUGGGCGAGGACCAGCCAAGCGAUUCAGACUCUUCCCGGUUUUCCGAAAGCAUGGCUUCACUCAGUGACUCUGAGUGCUCCAGGCAGAGCUUUACAAGCGACUCUUCCAGCAAAUCCAGCUCUCCUGCUUCAACAAGCCCUCCCAGGGUUGUAACAUUUGACGAAGUGAUGGCUGCAGCAAGGAACUUAUCAAACAUGACACUUGCUCACGAAAUUGCUGUAAAUGAGAACUUUCAAUUGAAACAAGAAGCCCUCCCUGAGAACAGCUUAGCCAGUCGAGUGAAGCACAUUGUCCACCAGGCCUUCUGGGACGUCCUGGAGUCAGAACUGAAUGCUGAGCCUCCCGAGUAUGAACAUGCCAUCAAACUGUUUGAAGAAAUCAGAGAGAUUCUCCUCUCUUUUUUGACUCCUGGCGGCAACCGACUUCGCAACCAAAUCUGUGAAGUUUUGGACACAGACCUCAUUAGGCAACAGGCUGAGCACAGUGCUGUUGACAUCCAAGGCCUGGCCAACUAUGUCAUCACUACAAUGGGAAAGCUGUGUGCUCCCGUGCGAGAUGACGAUAUCAGAGAGCUCAAGGCUACCAGCAACAUCGUGGAGGUGCUGAGACAAAUAUUUCAUGUCCUGGACCUCAUGAAAAUGGACAUGGUCAAUUUUACAAUUAGGAGUCUCAGACCACAUCUUCAACGCCAGUUGGUGGAUUAUGAGAGAACCAAGUUCCAAGAAAUUUUAGAAGAAACUCCAAGUGCUCUUGAUCAAACUACAGAAUGGAUAAAAGAAUCUGUAAAUGAAGAACUACUUUCUCUUUCUGAGACUGCUUUAACUCCUGGGGCUGAAAACAGCUCUAAGCCAAGCCUGAGCCCUACACUGGUGCUAAAUAACAGUUAUUUAAAACUGUUACAUUGGGAUUAUCAGAAAAAAGAAUUACCAGAGACACUCAUGACAGAUGGAGCACGUCUUCAGGAACUGACAGAAAAGCUGAAUCAAUUGAAAAUUAUUGCCUGCCUGUCCCUAAUUACCAACAACAUGGUGGGUGCUCUUACAGAAGGCCUCCCUGAGCUUGCAAACAGGUUAAAAAGGAUUUCAGCUGUUCUACUCGAAGGCAUGAACAAAGAGACCUUUAACUUGAAGGAAGUCCUGAAUUCUAUCGGUGUUCAGACUUGUGUUGAGGUUAACAAGGCCCUGGUGGAGAGAGAUUUAUCCAUUUUAAAUGCGGAGGCCCAAGCUAAUCUCAUAGGUCAAUUUUCAAGCAUCGAAGAGGAGGACAAUCCUAUCUGGUCCUUGAUUGAUAAACGAAUCCAACUAUACAUGAAAAGCCUACUUUGUCUUCCAAGUCCUCAAAAAUGCAUGCCUCCCGUGCCAGGAGGCCUUGCUGUCAUUCAACAGGAGCUAGAAGUGCUAGGCUCUCAAUAUGCAAACAUUGUGAAUCUCAACAAACAAGUGUACGGACCAUUUUAUGCAAAUAUACUUCGAAAGCUGCUCUUCGGUGAGGAAGCCAUGGGAAAGGCGGAUGCCUCAUCUUCUAACUAAGGAGGAACUGACAUUGGAUGUGAGGUUGGAAAUCCAGCACUUUGGUACCCAGUCUCUUUCCACCAGUGGCAUUACAGAUGCGACACAUUCUUAGUCCUUUUCAUGGUGCAGUGUUAGCCUGAAUUUGUGAAAUCUGGUAAUAUUAGUGUUGCAGAAAACAUGCACAUCAUAUAGACCCUAUUCAUGCAUCAUUUUCAAGUUCAAAAGAGAUGUUUUUAAUGGACAGAAAGCAAUUUGUAAUUAAUUAUAUUACCUAUAUAAUACUUGUAAAUGUUUUCUUAAGUAUUCAUAUAUGGCUUAUUCAUUCAACUUUAAGGAGUUGUAUUUCCUCACUUGUCACUAUCAAAUCUAAUGAUUUUUAAUUUUGGUACAACUUCUUAAAGGAUUGGAAGUCGUGAGAAUCACCAAGGGGACUGAUGUUCUGAAUAAAUGAUGUGAAGUAAGCAUAAUUGUAUUUGAAAUGUACAAUUAAAUAUUAUUAAUGUGUAACAGAAACUUACAUAGUAAGUCUUCAAAUUCCACAAAUGUACCAAAUCACAUAUUACCAAUUGUCAGUAUUUGUCUAGAACUUAAAUUUGUUAAAAAUAUUUUAAAGCUAUGUACAAAUUUUAGAUAAAACUUGUUCAUUUAGUGAAAAUAGAAAAAAAAUCCCUUCCAAAAUUUUAUUCUAGAGGUUGGUUUUUCUGCCUGCAACUUAUCCUGCCCUCUGAGAGAAACAACUUUUGCACAAAUAUCUUAGUGAAUGUCCUUGCAUUUCUCAGGCCAUAGGUAAGGUUUAUAUAAGAUUUUGAUAUUUUUACAUAAGGCAGGAGUGGUUUGAAUUGAUUUAUUUAUAAUAAGAAGGGAAGUUAACAAUAAAACCAGAUCCCCAGGGAGAUCACUGUUCUCAGUGAAGUUCACAUCUGAAAAAGAAAUAGUCCAAACUUUGGAUUUUUUUUAACCAUAUAACUUGCUAGCAAAUGCCCCCUGUGCUGAUUAAAUUCUUACCCCGCUGUGACCAAGAUGCUCUUCUAAGUCUCAUUAUCAUUUGACAUUCUCAAGCAUUAAAGCAAAACUUGGCCAAGUCGGCACUGGCUGUCAUCGGGCCUUUAGAGAAAUCGGCUUGUCCUGGAGUUGAAUACUUCUUUUGAAAUGUUAAGGGAAACACUCCAGUCUGGGCAGACUCCAUCUAGAAAGUACUUUAUUCCCAUCAAACACAUUUUGG
Callorhinus ursinus (northern fur seal) is the source of this 2960-nucleotide messenger RNA. The record is from RefSeq and is a predicted model, not a curated record. NCBI's taxonomy places the organism in Eukaryota, Metazoa, Chordata, Mammalia, Carnivora, Otariidae.